AUGAACAACGGUCCGGCUUGGCCGCCGAGCCCUAGCCCAGACAUACCAAACUACGGCAGCAUCAUUGACAGCAGCAACAGCCAAAAUAACCGGCAUGACGAUGAACCUCGGGCCGUAUAUCCUGACUCCGGCACCGGACGGGCCGGCCCCAGUGCGACUGUCAGGCCUGGCGCGGGAUCACAUGCAAUUCGCAUCCAAGAACCCCUCGAGCGGCGACCGUUGCUUACCAGCUCCCAGCGCGCCGCCUUUUCGCACAAUCUUGAGGGCGAUGUCUUCAGCUGUUACAGCCAUGGCACCGACAGAGACACCGUCGCGGCACAUCACCGAUUGCCCGUUUAUACUAAUAUCCAUCGCAUUCGCCGCGAUAUCAUUUCUGUGGUUGAGGAUUACCUCUCAUUAGAGCAGCUACGCGAUGUACGGCUGAACGUGUCCGUCAUCCGACCCCUCGUGGACAAGUUGUAUGAGCAAGAUGAUAUCUCCAUCGUCUACUGCCUGCUGGUCAAUCGCGCCCAAUUCCUUAGCGAGCAGUCGCACCUCAGCAACCGCCAAAAUGUCAAUUACACUCGCGCAAUGUUAUGCGAGCUGAUUGCUACUCGCAUACUGCGCCGAUUCCACGAAGACAAUGAAGGCCCAAAUGGCCUGCUUGUGUUGGCGCACGUCUUGAUCGCCGGCUUCGAGCCGUUCCAAAACGCCCCUGAACAUGUUCGUGUGGAAGCUGGAGCUGCAGCGGCGUCGCCACAUCGGGGCACAAUGCCUGCCCUGGAGGUCGCCAUCCUGAGUGAGGCUCGUGUUUUCCUGGCCAGCACGGCGUGUCAGAAGAUCGUGGAUGCCAUUUAUGAUGGUCGCAUCGUCUACACGCCGUCCAGUUUCAUGGACAUCCUUCCCGACCGUUACAAGCAGAGACCCAUCUCGCUCUACGACCCUCGGAAGGCUCCUUUGCUGAACCAGUAUCGUCUUCUGGUGCCGCGCAUCCGGAACUACCUUGAAAUCGGCCAAUUCAUCUUGCUCUUGUGUCUGUACUUGUUGUUUAUGGGCGAAAGAGAUGGGACACGGCUAAGCAAGCUCGAGGUGUGUUUUACUGUGUAUGCUCUUGGCUGGGUGUUGGAUCAGUUUGCGACAUUGCUAGAGCAUGGAUGGGACGUUUAUGCCCAGAAUCUCUGGUCAUUCCUCGAUGUCACAUUUGCGCUCAUCUACUGGGUUUACCUCAUGAUCCGCCUUUACGGUUGGUUGGCUGGCAAAUCGUCUUUCGCUCAGCAGGCCCUAGAUGUGCUGGCUCUGGGUGCCCCAGUGCUGGUGCCGCGUCUUGCCUUCAACAUCCUCUCAGAUAAUCUAGUCUUUCUGGAAUGGCAACUUCUCGCCGGCGUUGAUUUCCAUGAAAUCCUCGGCCCGUCCCUAAUGGUUGCUUUCGCCUUCCUCGGCAACACUCUUUUCCUCACGAUUCUCGUGUCGAUGCUUUCAACAACCUUCAGUCACAUCGCUACCAAUGCGGCUGCGGAGAUUCAAUUCCGCCGAGCUGUUAUGACCCUUGAGGGAGUAAAGGGUGAUGCUAUCUUCGCCUAUCCGCCGCCUUUCAACAUCUUGGCCAUCCUCUUUCUGAUGCCUCUUCGAGCUAUUGUUUCUCCUCGUUGGUUCCACAAAAUUCACGUUGCCAGCGUACGCUUGAUCAACUUACCGAUCCUGCUUCUAAUUGCACUCGCCGAACGCCGCUCGCGCUGGGCUCCCUUCGCCAACGCUAGCACUUCCAGCGGUGGAACAAUCCCGUUACUCUCCCGCACAGCAACCCUCUCUCUGUCAAAGUACCAUCAACUACAUCCACAACCGACUAUUCGACUUCGUCGUCGCUUUUGGGAUCGUUGGCGAAUCACCACACACAGCGAUAUCUCUACGGUCUUCGAGGUGCCUGUGCCUGAUUCAGUGCUCAACGAAAUUACUGCUGAUGAUGAUAUGACCCGCCACCUUAUUCGCCGGCAGUUUGUCGCUCGAGGCCCCGGUACGCCGAGGGAGAACUCCUCACCUAUUAUCCGUUCUCAGGAAAACCAGCAAUGGCAAUACUAUGAGCAGAACCAACGUCGCCAACAGGAGAUCACUGGCUCCGGUGUUACUGAAUCGCCCACGCAGACGACGGCUGAUACACGGCAGCCUCAGCCAUCUCGUCGCAGACUUACCACUCGGCGUGAUAGCAUGGCGCCGUUUCAGACUCUGCGACCUGACAUGCCCGGCACUCCGCUUGACACCGACCCGGAAUCGACGAUGGAGGGGUUAGGCGUUAACAUUGCAGACCAUGGCGAUCUGGCUGCAAGAAUGGAUGCUCUCGAAGAGGGCCUGAGACGGCUAGAAGUAUUGUUGGAGCGGCUGGCAACUGAGCAGCGGGAGAAGAGCUGUAGCCGCUGUGGCCCUUGCUCGGAUAGUGGAACGGCGAGGCAGCGUAAUGACGAUGAGGACGAGAUGGAAAGAAGGCGAACUAGGCCUUCCGUGGGAAAUUCAAGGCAGAUGUGA
Thermochaetoides thermophila DSM 1495 is the source of this 2496-nucleotide messenger RNA. RefSeq lists its product as uncharacterized. Lineage: Eukaryota; Fungi; Ascomycota; Sordariomycetes; Sordariales; Chaetomiaceae. Bases 1 to 2496 code for a protein of 831 amino acids. The transcript has 4 exons. The record is from RefSeq and is a predicted model, not a curated record.